UUGGCUCUGUUCAAGCCACCCGCGCUGUACCUGACUGUCGCGUUGUUUAGGACAGAGCGCUUUACGCUGUCCACCAAUAGUGAACUUGGGUCACCAAGGCAUUUAUAAUCCAUAUCCAGCAUUUGUUCACGCACAACUGGGUCGGUAUGGAAGAGGCAGACCUGGUCAAGGAGCGGCUCCAAGCCAUAACGGAUAAGAGGAAAGUCCAAGAGGACAUUGCUCAUAAGAAGCUGGAGAUUGACAAGGAGAAAUUAAAGCUUCAGCACUUAAAGAAAAAGUCCUUGAGAGAGCAAUGGCUCAUGGAUGGAGCAGCCAUCCAGAGCCCACAGCAGAGAGAGACUUUGAGGGGAGAUCAACAACAAACGAAGCUCCUCCAGACCAGCAUCCACAGGAUUGAGAAAGAGAUUGAGGCUCUGGAGAGGGAAGAGACGAUGAUAUCAAAAAACGAGGGCUUCAUACUGAAGAGACUGAAGGCUAUUGAGAAAACCCCUGAGGAGAUAAUAAAGGAGKCAAAUGAGAAUUUCAAAGAAGAACCAAUCUUUAUUUCCCCAGCUACUCUAGAUGUCCCAAAGUUCUAUAAACCUCAAAUUUCAAGGAAGCAGUCCUUUAAAUUUAAUAAGGACACACCCAAACAAACCAUGUUUGCAAUGGAGAUCAACGUCCAGAAGGACCUCCGUACCGGGGAGAGCCGGGUCCUGUCUACAUCCACCGUCACCCCCCAGGAGCUCCAGCAGAGAGGGGUUAAAGUCUACGACGACGGCCGUAAGUCCGUCUAUGCCCUGCAGUCUGACGGGUCUCACCUGGGGAAUGGAGUGGAUGAGCUCAGCCCUAUGGAGGUGGAGGAGCUGCUGCGAGCAGCCACAGAACAGAAGAAGUCUCAGAGAGGACCUCGGGGCCACCAGGGCCAUCAGGAAUCAGCACCUGCAUUUUCCCCCAACUAUAGCCCUCGGGGCCACCAGGAACCAGUGCCUGUAAUUUCCCCCAACUGUGGCCCUCCGGGCCACCAGGAACCAGUGCCUGCAUUCACCCCCAACUGUGGCCCUCGUGGCCACCAGGAAGCAGUGCCUGUAUUCUCCCCCAACUGUGGCCCUCUGGUCCACCAGGAACCAGUGCCUGCAUUCUCCACCCCCUGUGGCCCUCGGAGCCACCAGGAGCUCAGCCCUAUGGAGGUGGAGAAGCUGCUCCGAAAGGCUAUAGUGCAGAAGAUGCCUCAAAGCGGAGCUUUCCCACAGGACCAUCAGGUUCACCAGGAAUCAGUGCCUGCAUUCUCCAGGAGUGCCUCAGCCUCCAACAGGCCCCAACAGAGUCAUGCUAAAGUCCUCCAAGGAACCAAUGGGAAUGGGUAUCAGCCGGAGUUGUAUGAGCAUGACGUCCUCUCCAGGAAGGAGCUCCACUACAUUGAUGGAGUCCACUACUCAGGGCCGGAGAGUCUCUCCUCCUCCCCUCACAUUCCAGUCCCUAUCUGCAGGAAGGACGAGGAGUACUACCAGCCAACCAACGGGUACAACCAGAACCCUUUCUCCUACGGCGGGGAGUUUCACCCCACCCACAACUCUUACCAUAGCCCUAGAGAGAGCCAGCAAGGCRAGAUGUUCUACAACUCGUCGGCUAAAAAGGACCGGAAACCAUCUCCGAUCUACCAGGAAGACUUGCACUUCAGUAUCCUGAACGCCAUAGACACAUCUGAGCCUAUCACUGCGAUCUUUAUGGGCUACCAAACCGCCAAGGAUGACAGUGGACGUGGUCUGGGCUACGAAGGGUCCAUCCGGGCUGAGCUUGUCGUCAUUGGCGAUGAGGAUGGGGUGGACGAGAGUAACCCUCAGCUUAACACCUACAACCCGGAUGGAUACAACAACUGGGGUUAUCAUCAYUCUCAACCUCAACACAAAUUAAUACAGUACAUGGCAGAGUCCACCGCUAAUAUUAACGCUAACAAUGCGUCACCAUACACAGCGUCAAAGAAGUUGGUCUACCCUGGUCAACAGGCCAAAGAGGCAUGCUACCCAUAUUCAGACGGACAGUUGGACGGGACAGAGAAGCACUCAGCCCCAGCUUCAAGUACGUGUAUGGAGAAACCUGAACAGUUUGUGUAGAAAUACUCCAUGCAAGACUCAUCAACCCUUCAAGUUCCAUGACGAGAAGGAAGAAAAACAUCUUUGCGCAACACAUUCGACUAACACCAAGCACACUUCUGUGAGGCCAUCAAUAGCUCAAAUCAAAACUUUAUAUUUGGAUUCUAAAUAUAAUUCUCAAUAUAAGGUUCUGUUUAAAAGUGGUAAACAUGUUUGCUCAUAAUGUUUCCUUACACAGAGUAUUAGAGCUUAAAAUAUACCAAUGAUGUCAUUUUGAGAAGGAACAACCAGUCUAAAACAGACUUUUGAAGGGAAUCGCUGAUCUUAAAUUAAAAAUCUGCUCGUUCAAUGUUCCUGAAGAUAUCAGUGCAUUUGAUGUUUACUCUCCAGCCUUUAUGCUGCUGCCAGAUAUAUUUUCCUCCUCUACUGUAGGCUACUAGCCAGCACUUUUGAUAUGCUAAGUGCCUUAAUGUAAUUUGCUGUUGAAACUGUAACCUGCUUGCAUAUUUGUAAAAGAUAAUCAUGCUAACUAAAUAAUUAAAAAGCUAAUUGUCACACAA
This is a messenger RNA of Salvelinus sp. IW2-2015, 2632 nucleotides long. It is a transcript of the gene palmda, whose product is annotated as palmdelphin a. Gene Ontology annotation, cellular component: membrane; cytoplasm. Gene Ontology annotation, biological process: regulation of cell shape. The record is from RefSeq and is a predicted model, not a curated record. Lineage: Eukaryota; Metazoa; Chordata; Actinopteri; Salmoniformes; Salmonidae.